GCACCAAGCGCCCAGAAGAGCAGAAGAGACGCCUCGGGACAGCGCGCAAAGCUUUUUCUAAACCUCUGGGAAAUAUGCAUCCUAACUUGAUGAACUGGCUGGGGACUCUGGGGUUCCUGCUGUGGGCGCUGCUCUGCCUGGGCGCCCUGACGGAGGGAUACCCGGUAAAACCGGAGAACCCAGGGGAUGAUGCCCCGGCGGAGGAUCUGGCCAAGUACUACUCAGCCCUGAGACACUACAUCAACCUCAUCACAAGACAGAGGUACGGAAAGAGGUCCAGUCCUGAGAUUCUGGACACACUGGUCUCAGAGCUGCUGUUGAAGGAAAGCACAGACACGCUCCCACAGUCAAGAUACGACCCAUCAUUGUGGUGAUGCUGUCAUCAAUGUUGG
Molecule: messenger RNA, 392 nt
Organism: Centropristis striata (black sea bass)
Lineage: Eukaryota; Metazoa; Chordata; Actinopteri; Perciformes; Serranidae
Gene: npy
Product: neuropeptide Y
Exons: 4
Coding region: 75-374 (99 amino acids)
Biological process (GO): neuropeptide signaling pathway; feeding behavior
Cellular component (GO): extracellular region
Molecular function (GO): neuropeptide hormone activity; neuropeptide Y receptor binding
Source: RefSeq, a predicted model, not a curated record